Molecule: messenger RNA, 1343 nt
Organism: Theobroma umbraticum
Lineage: Eukaryota; Viridiplantae; Streptophyta; Magnoliopsida; Malvales; Malvaceae
Gene: CXIP4
Product: CAX interacting protein 4
Molecular function (GO): zinc ion binding; nucleic acid binding
Source: RefSeq, a predicted model, not a curated record
UCUCUCUCUCCCUGUUCCUUGUUUUGGCUCUUCGAUUAUUUUUUCCAAUUCAAUUCCAAAGUCAGCAUUUCACCCAAAGGAAAAACCUUAACUCGUCAAAUUUCGAUUCUUCAAUUGCUACAAGAUGCCGGCCACCGCAGGGAGGGUUCGGAUGCCCGCGAACAACCGGGUGCAUAGUAGCGCCGCGCUACAAACCCACGGGAUUUGGCAAAGUGCAAUAGGUUACGACCCGUAUGCGCCCAAUAAAGAUGAUUCCAAAAAUUCAUCGAAUCAUACGGCCGCCAGUGCUGAACCUGAAGGCGAAAACGCCUACGCUAGCUUUCAAGGGCUUUUAGCACUUGCCCGAAUCACCGGGUCGAAUGCUGAUGAGGCUCGUGGAGCUUGUAAAAGGUGUGGACGUGUUGGGCACCUUACUUUUCAGUGUAAGAAUUUCGUGAGUUUGAAGGAGGAGGAGAAAGACCCCGAAGCGAUUCAGGCUGCGGUUUUGAAUGGAUUGGAUAAGUUGAAAGGAGGGAAAGUGAAUGGGAAGGUGGAGGUGGAGAGUGAGGAGGAGGAAGAUGAGAGUGAGAGUUCAGAUUCUGAUGAGGAUUCGGAGAUUGAGAAGAUUAUUGCUCGAAGAUACGGGAAGAAGGUUAGUGGUAAAGGGAAGACGUUGUCGAAGAAGAAAAAGACUGAUGACGAUGAUGGGUCGGAUUCAGAUUAUGGAGAGAGAAAGAAGAGAGGGCGGUCAAAGAAAAGGAGUGGUAGGAAGAGAGGAAGUAGCAAUUCAGAUGAUGAGAAUGAAAGUAGGAGGAAGAGGAGGAAAGAGAAGAGGAGGAAGAGGGAUGCAUCUUCGGAUGAGGAUGAUGAGCAUCGUCGCCAUAGGAAGCGAAAGAGUAGGAAGGAGAAGAGGAGAAGGAGAAGUCAUAGGUCUUCUGAUGAUUCUGAGUCAUCGGAUGUCUCGGAUGAUCAUGGUAAACGGCAUAGGAGGAAGAGCCAAAGGAACAAAUCCCCUUCUGAUUCUGAUGUUAGUUGUUCGGAUGAUUCUCGGGUUGGAAGGGGUACAAAGAGGUCUGAGGAGAGGAGCAGGAAACGCCGCCACGAAGAUGAUGAGUAGAAGCUUGUUAGCAAAGGGAUCCAGAGGAGUGGAUAUGAAGUUUGUGCCAGAAGUUGUUAAUGUUUUGGAGGGGAAGAUUGUUCAAGUUAUUUGUUAUUUUGUGUAUGGUUGCGAAAAUGUUGUGGUUAUCCUUUGAAACCAAAAAAAAAAGAGGAGGACAAAAGACAAAAAGGAUGAAAAACAAUUUGUGAGUUAAUUUUUGUCGUGUGUUUAGCUUCCCUGUGAAUAAAGCUGACUUGUUCAAUUA